Oncorhynchus mykiss (rainbow trout) is the source of this 3596-nucleotide messenger RNA. RefSeq lists its product as uncharacterized. NCBI's taxonomy places the organism in Eukaryota, Metazoa, Chordata, Actinopteri, Salmoniformes, Salmonidae. Gene Ontology annotation, biological process: regulation of immune system process; regulation of cytokine production; negative regulation of transcription by RNA polymerase II. The record is from RefSeq and is a predicted model, not a curated record. Gene Ontology annotation, cellular component: nucleoplasm. Gene Ontology annotation, molecular function: RNA polymerase II cis-regulatory region sequence-specific DNA binding; DNA-binding transcription repressor activity, RNA polymerase II-specific.
GGAGGGGGAGAUGACUGUCACGUUGAAGGAGGAAGAAGAGGAGGUUGGAGAUCUGUUUCACACCAGAGCGAUACUUAACUAUUGUGGAUCCUCUGGGGAGCCUCAACAACCUCAUGAUGCUGAAGAGGCAGAGAAGAGUCUCUCCGGAUCAGAACAACUUAAUAAACACCUGCAGAGAUCCACAGGGAAGAGAACUCACUGCUGCUCUGACUGUGGGAAGAGAUUCACCUCAUCAGGCAUUAAAAUUCAUCAGAGAACACACACAGGAGAGAAAUCUUAUAGCUGUGGUCAAUGUGGGAAGAGUUUUGGUCAAUCUGGCCAUCUGACACAACACCAGAGAACACACACAGGAGAGAAACCUUACAGCUGUGGUCAAUGUGGGAAGAGUUUUGGUCAAUCUUGCCAUCUGACUCAACACCAGAGAACACACACAGGAGAGAAACCUUACAGCUGUGGUCAAUGUGGGAAGAGUUUUACAACAUCUCGCUCUCUGACUCUACACAAGAGAACACACACAGGAGAGAAACCUUAUAGCUGUGGUCAAUGUGGGAAGAGUUUUUGUCGAUCUGGAGAGCUGACAGUGCACCAGAGAACACACACAGGAGAGAAACCUUAUAGCUGUGGUCAAUGUGGGAAGAGUUUUGGUCGAUCUGGAGAGCUGACAGUGCACCAGAGAACACACACAGGAGAGAAAUCUUAUAGCUGUGGUCAAUGCGGGAAGAGUUUUGGUCAAUCUAGCCAUCUGACUCUACACCAGAGAACACACACAGGAGAGAAACCUUACAGCUGUGGCCAAUGUGGGAAGACUUUUGGUCAAUCUAGCCAUCUGACUCUACACCAGAGAACACACACAGGAGAGAAACCUUAUAGCUGUGGCCAAUGUGGCAAGAGUUUUGGUAGAUCUGGCCAGCUGACAUCACACCAGAGAACACACACAGGAGAGAAACCUUAUAGCUGUGAUCAGUGUGACAAGAGAUACUCUGAUAAAAGAUCUCUGAUCAAACAUCAGACAAUGCAUACAUGAAGGAGUUAUUUCGUGAUAACAAUGAAUGUUUUGAUGUUGUUGGAGUAUUUCAAGGAAUUUAGAAUGUAGAACCCUAAACGUUUGCCCCAUUCAAUUGAUUUCAGUGUGAUAUGGAUAUUAGCCUUGGGAAAAAAAUCCAGGCUCUGAAUUGAAAGAGUACUAUUUAUGUGAUUUAACAAAAAGUGACUAACACAAAAAGAGUUGUGUUACACUUACCGUGUUGGUGACCCACUUGAAUCAAAAUGCAACACUUCAAAAUGUAGCUAGCUGUUUUCUACAAGUUGUCCUCUAAACAGUGAUGUACACAUUAUUCCCAGAUUCCGUGUGGUUUUUGAGCUGUUAGUUUUAACAUCCUCUCUGCACAAUUGAUUUUGACAUGAUAUCGAUGAAUGAUGACAAAUAAGUGUUGCAUUCCUUUGUUUAGCGACCUCUAAAUUUAAAUGCAUUACUCCAAAAUGUAGCUGACUCUUCUGCAGGUUGUCCUCUAACCAGUGAGGUAAAAGAUAUCUCCCAUUUCCAGGUGUUUUGUUUAGUUGUGUUUGCUUCAACAUCAUGUACAUCCUGAUUUCCCCCCAAAUCGAUAUCAGUGAUUUAUACAUAUUACUUUAUGUUCUAUAUUAUGCAUACGAUACAUAUUAACAAAGGGGUGUACAUUUGGGUUUGAUAUUUAAGAUUUACAAUUCAUGUAACAUUUAGUAAUCAUAAUUAUUUAUGUAAUCAACUGACAAUUUUCGGGUAUAAUUAUAUUGACGUUGUUGCCCUUCUUUUAGAAUAUCAGGAUUCAUUCUCUUUUAGAAUAUCAGGGUUCAGUACAUUUGGGGACUGGGCCCCGAUCCUUCUGAAGAUCACUUUAGCACUGUCCUAAAACCCGAUUCAAAUAGGUAUGUAAUGACACAUUAUAUAAACUCUUUAUAGUGUUUUAUUUACAUUUUAGCGGUGAAUAGUUGGACAGAUCGAGUGAAAAAAAGCUAUCUCUCCUUACUAUCACGCAUUAGUUUCGCUUACCCACCCGCUAUUAAAAAAAAAAAAAAAGACCCGACAGGGCUCGUUGCCUUCUUCAAUCAUACAGAAACGGGCAGCGUUUAGGUUCAUGUAAUUUAUUUUCUUGAAAAGGGGAAAAAGUGUGCUUUACAAUGGUAUUGACAUGACAAUUGAUCUGGAAGUAUUACGUUUUUGGGGCGCUAAAAUUAGGUCAAUUGUACGGACCACGGCGAUGUUCAAAAGUGAGUGAGUUUACGCUAGUGAGUUUUAGGAAGACGAGAGUUCUAGAAACAAAAAAUUACAACAACAAAAAAUAUUUAGAAUUACAUAAUUUAUUUUUUUGUCUACCAGGUUUUACAGGUUUUAGUUUUUCCAUUCCAUGUUUUGAGGAUGGACUUCAGCCGGUCCAGCUCGUUAGCACAUAGGACGCAGUGAUUGGUGUCACCUCGUUAGUAUGUGUUACACCUGUGCUGGCUUGUCCAUCUCGUUAGUGGGAAAGUGUUUCACCUGAGCUGGUCCAGGUUCUAUUUAAGAGUGUCUGGCCCAGUGCUCCAUUUGUCUUGAUAGAUGUGGAGAGUCAACACCUUUAGUUGCUCCACCAUUUUGAUUAAAAUAUGUUUUCAUUCCAAGUUGAAGCUUCUUUCUGAAGAGAGCUUAUUUUUUAAAAUGAAUCAAUACAAGCAAACAAGAUCGGUUCCGGGGAUUGGUAUGGCAAAUACCUUACGAUUUGCCUGGACUGAAAAUGAGAUGGAGCCGUGGAGUAGAGAGACAUUUGGAAGGACUAUUUUGAUGGGAUGCCUCAGGAUAGAGGUGAAGGAAGUGCUCUGCCUUCAAGGGAACCCGAAUGAGAAGGCUUUCGAUGUGACGUUUCACAAGGAAGAAAAACACGACGAAGUAAUGAAGAUGGCAAAGGAAGCGGAGAAAACGGGACCCCUGUGCCAUUAUGCGGUGACCAGCCUGGCGAAGAACAACUUCAGGGUGGUCACCGUAACCAUGUACAAUCCGCACGUGAAAGAUGAAGAGGUGAGGGCCUUUCUGGGGAGGUACAUGGACAAUGUCUCCUCAGCGAGGUACCUCAGGGACUCCCUGGGUUUCUGGAACGGGAGAAGAGGUUUCCAGGCGUUACUCAGGGAGUCCCCGAAGAGUAUGGAUGGCUACCUCCAUCCUCCGGCGAUGUUCUCCCUGGGGGCUGACAGGGGAACACUCUACUAUGCCCGUCAGCCCCCGUUCUGCAGGCGUUGUAUGGCCUACGGCCAUAUCCUGGCCUCGUGCAGUGCCAAGAGGUGUCGAUUUUGUGGGUCGGAAGAGCACGAGGCCAAGGAAUGUGACGAGCCCAAGGCUUGCCACGGGUGUGGCUCAAGAGCACACCUGUGGCGUGAUUGCCCGGCUCGUCACAGGUCAUACGCGUCUGCAGCUGGGGGGGGAGCGGGGGAUGGGGGGAGGAAAGAAAGGACGCGUGCGGAUUGCAUGGAUGGCACAGGGGAAAAGACGGCGCAGGAAGAAGAUGGGAAGAAGGAUGAGGUGGGAAGAAAGAGGCGAGGAGAAGAAAAGAAUGGAACAGAAGGAGAGAAGAAAAAGGGGACGGAAGAAG